UGAUGAGCCGCAGUUUCAUGGUGUUAAGUGGAAUAGCAUUCUAGCAUUACUUCAGCUUUUCUCAUUUUUUCUAUUAUUAUUAUCAGAGUUAUUAAUUAUUUAUUAUUCUUCCAAUGAGGGCAAAUAGCCGAAAUUGGAUUUUGUGCACUUUCGACCACUUAUUGAUUGGGGUUAUGUGAAUGUUUACAAUGGCAGAUUCGAAGCGCAAACGGAAGCUUGAAGAUGCCAAAAGUGAGGCGAAAAAGCCGAAAAUCGAGUCAUUCGAGCCCCAAUGGAGCGACCACGAAUUGGUGGCUGAACAGCUCGGUUUGGGGCUAAAUGUGGCCAAAAACGUUGUUAAAUUGUUCGAGGAUGGAAACACCGUUCCGUUUAUCGCGAGAUACAGACGCGAUGUUACUAAUAAUCUUGACGCCGAGCAGUUGCGUGCUGUUAAAGACACUUGUGAGGAGAUAAGUGCCCUUAGAGGUAAGAUUGGCAGUGUUUUGAAACAGUUGGACAAGUCAGGGGUGCUAAAUGAACAGUUGAGACGCUCUGUGGUCAAUUCGAGGUCAAUUGAGGAGUUGGAAUACAUUUAUGCGCCCUAUAAAAGUGGGAGCAAGCGGACUUUGGCCGAAAGGGCCAAAGAGCAGGGGUUAGAGGCGCCCGCUUUGGCCCUUUUGAACAACACAAAACGCGUGAGAUUUGACGAUUUUGUUAAAAUUGACGAUGGGCUUGAUAUCAAAGCUGUUAAGAACGGGAUUGCUCAUAUUAUCGCGGCUGUUAUUUCAACCGACAGUGAGAUUUUAUCGUCCCUAAGAGAAUUUCGGAAAAAAGCCAACAUUAUUAUUAAGACCAAGAAAGCUGCGACUAAACACAAAGUCGAAAAUAGUGAAAAGUUUGAUAAUUAUUUCGAUUUCGAGGUUCCCCUUAAAUACAUCAAGCCACACCAAGUUUUGGCCAUUAAUAGGGGCGAAAAUUUGAAAAUUCUUUCGGUUAAAGUUGUGCUUCCGGACUCACUUUUCAACGAGUUUCGGAAAAAGUGUGACAAAUGGACGAGCUUAAGGGGCGAUCGUGUGAGACAAGACGUCGUAAAACGGGCCAUUGAGGACUCAUACCAACGGUUAGUUAAACCUUUGAUUAAGCGCGAAAUUCGAGCCGAACUGAAACAAAACGCCGAGCGAGCAUCUUGUCAAGUUUUCAGUUCGAAUUUAAAAGAUUUGCUCCUGGCGCCCCCUUUGAGGGGCCAAACCAUCCUAGGCCUUGACCCUGGCUUCACCAAUGGCUGCAAACUAGCCCUAAUAUCACCACUGGGCGACCUCAUCGACCAAAACAUAAUUUACCCCCAUAAAAGAAAAAAUAACGACGAUGUAACAAUAAUCAGAGACAUGUUACUUGAAAACAACUGUGAAUUAAUUGCCUUGGGUAACGGAACAGCGUGUCGUCAAACCGAAGAAUGGCUCUCAGAUUUAAUCAAAAGCCAGGUUUUUAGCCCCCUUGACGUCAAAUAUACGGUGGUGAGGGAAGAAGGGGCUUCGAUUUAUUCCUGCAGCCCUGAAGCCAAGAAGGAGUUCCCGACAAUUGACCCCAAUAUCAUAAGCGCUGUGUCUCUAGCCCGACGGUUGCAGGACCCCCUUGCCGAGCUGGUCAAAAUCGAGCCAAAACACCUGGGGGUAGGUAUGUACCAACAUGACAUCAAGAAAAGACAACUAGAGGAAGCCCUAAAUGACGUUGUUUCGGAAUGUGUCAGUUUCGUGGGUGUGGACUUGAACACGGCUUCGCGCUGCCUUUUACGACAUGUGGCGGGCCUGUCUGACAAAAAAGCCCAACAAAUAAUUGACUAUCGUGCAGAAAAUGGCCCCUUUAUUUCGCGCCAACAAUUGUUGAAAGUGUCGGGGAUUGGGCAGAAAAUUUUCACACAGUGUGCUGGGUUUGUACGUGUGGUGCCACCGAGCGGCGAAACUAUGAAAUACAAUAAAUUAGACAGCACAAAUAUUCAUCCAGAAUCGUACGAAAUGGCCACAAAGUUGCUUAAAAUGUUUAAUUUAAGGUUGUGUGAUAUUGGCACCACUGGUUUUAUUACUAUAGCUAAGAGGGAAGUCCCGAAGUUGGAUCUAAGCAAGUUGAGUCAGAUGUUUGGUUCCAACGAACAAACGCUUCGCUUGAUUUUGGAUGCGUUUUGCCAACCGUUAAACUAUGAUCUUCGAAGUGAUUAUGAUAAAAAACCAGUUUUUAAGAAAGGUUUAAUUGAGAUUAGUGACCUUAAAAGUGGGAUUGUUUUGACCGGAGUUGUGACUAAUGUCACUCAUUUUGGGAGUUUUGUCGAUAUAGGAGUCGGAAUUAACGGUUUGAUCCACGUCAGUAAGUCCAACGGUUUGGACUUACAUCUGGGGAAUAAAGUUGAAGUUAAAGUUUUAAGUAUUGACGUUGAGAAGAAGCGGAUUGGCUUACAGGCGCUCAAAAUUCUCAAUUGAUUUGAGUUUGGCGCCAUUUUUUACGCAAGCCAACUAAAAAUACAUUAUUUUCCGACA
Messenger RNA from Tribolium castaneum (red flour beetle), 2507 nucleotides. RefSeq lists its product as uncharacterized. The record is from RefSeq and is a predicted model, not a curated record. The transcript has 8 exons. Gene Ontology annotation, molecular function: mRNA binding; structural constituent of ribosome. Bases 180 to 2450 code for a protein of 756 amino acids. Gene Ontology annotation, biological process: translation; nucleobase-containing compound metabolic process. Lineage: Eukaryota; Metazoa; Arthropoda; Insecta; Coleoptera; Tenebrionidae.